UGGCGACAGGUCCGUAUGAUAUCUUUGAAAGAGAAUCAUGAAUUUGGAAUUGCUUGAAUCAUUUGGUCAGAAUUUUCCAGAGGAGUUUGAUGGAGCCUUAGACUGUAUCAGUUUGGCUGUUACCUGUGCCUUCAACAAACGGGGGACUCUACUGGCUGUUGGUUGCAAUGAUGGCCGUGUUGUUAUUUGGGAUUUUCUAACAAGAGGAAUAGCCAAAAUAGUUAGUGCUCAUGUCCAUCCAGUUUGUUCUCUGAGCUGGAAUCGUAGUGGACACAAGCUAUUAAGUGCUUCAACAGACAACACCGUCUGUAUAUGGGAUAUCAUGACUGGAGAGUCAGAAUACAGAUAUCGCUUUCCAUCCCCUAUAUUGAAAGUCCAGUUUAAUCCACGGAGUGAGAACAUGUUUCUGGUUUGUCCAAUGAAACAUGCUGCUGUUCUGGUCAGUGUUGAGGGAAGUCAUUCAGUUGUACCUUUGGAUGAUGAGUCUGAUGUCAAUAUAGUUGCUGCUUUUGAUAGACGUGGAAAGUAUGUUUACACUGGAAAUGCCAAGGGAAAGAUCCUUGUUUUAUCGGUUGACAACUUGGAAUUGGCUGCAUCAUUUCGAGUUACAACAGGUACUUCCAACACAACGGCUAUCAAAUCCAUUGAAUUUGCCAGGCGUGGGGACUGUUUUCUGGUGAAUACAGCAGACAGAGUCAUUAGAGUGUAUGAAAGUGGAGAAGUUUUAGCUUGUGGUAGAGAUGGAGAGCCAGAACCAAUACAAAGGCUUCAAGACUUGGUCAACAAGACAAUGUGGAAAAAAUGCUGUUUCUCUGGAGAUGGUGAAUUCAUCUGUGCUGGUUCAGCAAGGCAACAUGCUUUAUAUAUUUGGGAGAAGAGUGUAGGAAACCUGGUGAAAAUUCUUCAUGGAACAAAAGGAGAAUUAUUACUAGAUGUUGUGUGGCAUCCAGUUCGUCCAAUCAUUGCUUCAAUAUCCAGUGGUGUGGUCUCUAUCUGGGCACAGCCUCAAGUUGAAAAUUGGAGUGCUUUUGCUCCAGACUUCAAAGAACUUGAUGAAAAUGUAGAGUAUGAAGAACGUGAAAGUGAAUUUGAUCAGGAAGAUGAAGAUCGUAGCCCACAGCUUCAUCCAGAAACUCAGGAAGAUGAUGAGGAGGUUGAUGUUGUCACAGUGGAACCAAUAGCUGCUUUUUGCAGCAGUGAUGAAGAUCAAGCAGAUGAUGAAGAGGCCUUAAUGUAUCUGCCUAUUUCUCCAGAAAUUGAUGAGCCAGAAGAAGGUUGGGGACCUUUACAUGACCAGCCUUUAGAAGAGUCUAACUUAAAAAGACCCCCGUCAUCAACAGACCAUCAUAGCACCAAAAAGAAGAAAUUAAAGACAGUAGAAAUUGAGUUGCAAGAUGCCCCUAAAGAUGAGUGUCACCCUUUACUAAAUCCUCGUUCAAAAGAAAAACCUCAACAGCCAAAAAAAACAGGUCGUCAGAAAACUCAUAAAAGUGGAGCUGGCUCUGAAGGAAAACUUCAUCACAGGUCAAAACACAGAGGUGAAAAAAUGCGAGAAAAAUAUCAUGAGAUACUCUAACAUUAAUACUGCACUGUGUUUCAUUGGAAUUCACCUGGGAUUCCGUGGAGUUAAGAUGUUGGGAAAACUGGAAUCUGCUAAGUAUGAAUUAACAAGUUUCUAGGAAGACUGGAAUCUGCUAAGUAUGAAUUAACAAGUUUCUAGGAAAACUGGAAUCUGCUAAGUAUGAAUUAACAAGUUUCUAAGUAUUUUCACUGCAGUUUAACUAAAACUUUAACUUGUAGAUUUUGUUUUGUUAUUCAUAAACACUGUAAAUUUAGGUAGUGCUUACAGAAUUAUAAGUUUUCCAAGAUGCUCUAUUUUGUAUGGUAUACGUUUACUGUAAUUUCUAAUAUAGGAUUCAGCAUUAAAUAUGAAGCAAGUACCAAAGAAAUGGGCAAAUUCAACCGGUUCAUGAAAUAUAACUUUUCACAUCAAUAUUUAAUGUUGCUCAGCUUACAUUGUUGAUGUUUUCAAGUGUUUUAUGUAUGAAAACACUCGGUCCAAAUACCUCUGGAACAGAGGGUGUCACUUUGUGUGUAACUCACCCAACUAUUCAUUUGUUGUAAGAUUAACUUCAAGGCUGUAACAAACUUCCAUCCUGUGUUCCUGAGGUGCGGUUUUAAUUAAAUUAAUAUUUUUAGUUUUUUAAAUGAUAUCUCUACGUUUGGAGAAAAAUGGAUUGUAUACACACACAUGUACAUAUUAAUAUGUAUACACUAUUGUCAAUUUUAACCAUUGAAAAAUUUAUAGCUUUCUUCUUUCUUCCCCCCUCUCCCCUUAAAUGCUUAAAUUAAGAGUUUACCUUUUUUUUUUAUGUAUUAAUGCUUUGAUUUAUGUUUAGAACUUAAAAUUGCUAUUACAAGUCCAUAAAGGAUAUUAUUUUAUAUUCACGUUAGUAACGAUACCCUUUGCUUAACUGGGUGAACUCGCACAGUUUGUUCAACUUUUACCAGGAUGAUAACUUUACAUUUACACAUUUUCUUCACUGCUGCCAUUAUUGAUGUAAAAUACCUUUCUGGCUAUUGCCAGGGUUAAGUAAUAACCAAAGAGAAUAAUUUUUUUUUGCUUUAUUGCUGGACUUUCAUUCCAGUACUUGUUCACCACUCAAACCAGCAAAAUUGCAUUUGUAUUUAUGCAUAUAUUUUUCAAAGCACUAUAGCUGGAUUGUAUGAAUUGGUACAUUGAAAAAAAAAUGAAACUAUAUAGUUGUAAAUAGUUUUUGAUAAUACAUUUUUGA
Molecule: messenger RNA, 2795 nt
Organism: Limulus polyphemus (Atlantic horseshoe crab)
Lineage: Eukaryota; Metazoa; Arthropoda; Merostomata; Xiphosura; Limulidae
Gene: Rbbp5
Product: retinoblastoma-binding protein 5 homolog
Exons: 15
Coding region: 38-1576 (512 amino acids)
Cellular component (GO): Set1C/COMPASS complex
Molecular function (GO): protein binding
Source: RefSeq, a predicted model, not a curated record